AUGACAAACAUCGUGGAAAAUUUUGCAUUUAUCGGUUUGGGUGCUAUGGGCUACGCCAUGGCAAAGAAUAUCCGCAGAAAAAUGGCACCGACCGGAACACUUUAUAUUUUCGAUGUCUUUCGCCAUGCCUGUGAGCGAUUCCAAAAUGAGUUCAAAGAGUUUGGCCCAGUUGUGAUCGUCGACUCGCCACGGGAGGCGGCUGCACUAUCCCAAACGGUCGUUUCUAUUGUCCCCGGACCCGAGGAAGUGCAACAAGUCUAUCUGAACGAUAUUUCAGGCAUAGUCGCCGCCCCCAAGAACCAAGAUCGAUUGAUAAUGGAGUGCAGCACUAUAGAUUCCCAAUCCAGCCGAGAUGUCGGGGAGGCACUCAGAGCUGCGGGCGCAGGAAUAUAUAUCGACACCCCUGUUUCGGGUGGAGUUCCUGGUGCAGAUUUGGGAACAUUAUCCUUCUUGAUCGGACACAACAAGCCCUCUGAUACCGAUCCGGUCUCUGAUCGACUAGAGAAAGUCGCAGCGAUGAUGGGAAAUCCAAAGAAAUUCUUCUACUGCGGAAGGCUAGGAGCUGGUCUGGCAGCAAAAAUCAGCAACAAUUAUUUGUCUUGUUCCAUUCUGUUGGCAGUUGCGGAGGCGAUGGCUAUUGGUAUUAGAUCAGGUGUUGACGAGAAGCUUCUCCAUGACGUGAUACAGAAUUCGACUGGCCAAAGUUUCAUGGCUGAUGUCGUUCAGCCGGUUCCAGGAGUUGUGCCUGAUGCUCCUAGUAGCAAUAAUUACAGACUGGGAUUUAAGACGCAGAUGAUGAUCAAAGAUUUGGGUCUAGGUGUCAAGGCAGGGUACGCAACGGGAAUCAAACCUACCAUCGCAGAGGCCGCUUAUCGGGUUUACGAGAAGGCUGCCGUCGAUCCACAGUGCAUCGACCGGGACGGGUCGUCUGUAUAUCUACAUAUCACUGCCCCUCCAAAGGAUAAUCAGGAAUAG
This is a messenger RNA of Penicillium canescens, 975 nucleotides long. Its product is annotated as NAD(P)-dependent oxidoreductase. Gene Ontology annotation, biological process: L-valine catabolic process. The coding region runs from base 1 to 975 and encodes 324 amino acids. NCBI's taxonomy places the organism in Eukaryota, Fungi, Ascomycota, Eurotiomycetes, Eurotiales, Aspergillaceae. The record is from RefSeq and is a predicted model, not a curated record. Gene Ontology annotation, cellular component: mitochondrion. The transcript has 4 exons. Gene Ontology annotation, molecular function: 3-hydroxyisobutyrate dehydrogenase activity; NAD binding; NADP binding.